AUGUUGUUUCAGCCUCUUCUACUUACCACUCUUUUGAGUGCCAUCACAGCUGGCGCUUCGCCGACAUGGUCUGCUCAGCAGGAGUACACAAAACAUCUCCCAAAGAGUGUGUCCAAACAUCAAGGAACGCGUCCAAAGACCGAUAUUUCUCCCAAGAAGCCUUUCAAGCCCUUCCCUUCUUCGCCGUCCAGAAACAGAGUCUGCUAUGUCAGCUCUCACAACGACGGCGUGACAGACGACUCGGACUACAUUCUCUCCGCCAUCAACAAGUGCAACAACGGGGGCCAUGUCAUUUUCUCAGAAGGUCAGAAGUACGUGAUCGGCACAGCCUUAAACCUGACCAACCUCAACCACAUCGACCUUGACAUUCAAGGCUAUGUCCAAUUCACCAACGAUACCGACUACUGGCAAGCAAACGCCUUCAAGCAAGUCUUCCAGAACGCUACAACAUUCUUCCAGCUUGGUGGAAACGACGUGAAUGUCUAUGGUGGAGGUUUCCUUGACGGCAAUGGUCAGGUGUGGUAUGAUUUGUAUGCUCAGAACAUAUACAUUCUGAGGCCUGUUCUUNUUGGCGUUGUUGGCUUGCACAACUCGACUAUUCAGAACUUGAACCUUCGGUACAGUCCGCAGUACUACAAUUGGGUCGCCAAUAGCACCAAUGUUCUGUUCUCGAAUAUCUCCAUCUCAGGAUAUAGUCAGAGCAAGAAUGUGGCUAAGAAUACUGAUGGAUGGGACACCUACCGCAGCGACAACAUCAUCAUCCAAAACUCAAUCAUCAACAACGGUGACGACUGCGUCUCCUUCAAACCCAACAGCACCAACAUGCUAGUCCAAAACCUACACUGCAACGGCAGCCACGGCAUCAGUGUGGGCUCCCUCGGCCAAUACCCCUCCGAAACCGAUAUAGUGGAAAACGUCCUCGUGUACAAUAUUUCCAUGUCCAACGCCAGCGACGGCGCCCGCAUAAAAGUCUGGCCAGGCUCCCCCGCCGCACUCUCCGGAGACCUGCAAGGCGGUGGCGGCAAAGGCCGUGUCAACAACAUCACCUACGACACCAUGACAAUCUCCAAUGUGGACUAUGCGAUUGAAGUCACCCAAUGCUAUGGGCAGAAGAACUUGACGGCUUGCAAUGAGUUCCCUUCCAAACUGACAAUUUCGAAUAUUGUCAUGAGGAAUAUUUAUGGCACUACGAGUGACAAGUAUAAUCCGAUUUCUGGAUAUGUGGUUUGUAGCAGUUCGAGUGUGUGUACUGAUAUUAAGCUUGAGGAUAUUAAUGUUAGUAGUCCGAAUGGCACGGUCAAUGAGUUUUCUUGCGGCGAUGUGGAUGAGAGCUUGUUGCAGGGUAUUCAGUGUACCUCUAUCAACAAGGGUUAUAACUGA
Molecule: messenger RNA, 1380 nt
Organism: Aureobasidium musti
Lineage: Eukaryota; Fungi; Ascomycota; Dothideomycetes; Dothideales; Saccotheciaceae
Source: the annotation of a GenBank genome assembly